AACCAUCGCCGUCCGCUCGAUCGCGCCCCAUCGCCAUGGCCGCAGCCGCUGCAGACGACGCCGGGCAUCUGACCCUGGACGUGGAGUUUUCCGGAGGCCUGGAGAUGCUCUUCUCGGACCAACGCCGCCACUCCCUCGACCUACCUGCCAAGGAUCAGGAUGGCAAGCCUUCCACCAUUGCGUUUUUGAUACAGUAUCUCUGCGAGCAUGUCAUGAAGGACACCCGCAAGGAACUCUUUGUGCUGGAAGACCAUCUACGGCCAGGUAUCCUAGUCCUAAUCAACGACGCCGACUGGGAGCUGGAGGGAGAAGAGGAAUAUGAGCUGAAGAGCGGCGACAAUAUCCUCUUUGUAUCGACCCUGCACGGCGGCUAA
This is a messenger RNA of Trichoderma citrinoviride, 374 nucleotides long. Its product is annotated as ubiquitin related modifier 1. The transcript has 3 exons. The record is from RefSeq and is a predicted model, not a curated record. Gene Ontology annotation, cellular component: cytoplasm; nucleus. Bases 36 to 374 code for a protein of 112 amino acids. Gene Ontology annotation, molecular function: protein tag activity. Gene Ontology annotation, biological process: protein urmylation; tRNA thio-modification. Lineage: Eukaryota; Fungi; Ascomycota; Sordariomycetes; Hypocreales; Hypocreaceae.